AUGGACAAAGAUUCUCCCCGAAAUACACAGAUCACAAAGUUUAAAACAAUUCCGCACAUCAAUGUAACUGACUUAAUACCACUUCGCCAUGUUAUUAUUGUAAAAUCGCAAUCAGAUGUAAAGACCAGGAAGAAAAGGCGGACUUCUCGCCGCAACUUCGUGAACGAGGUUGAAAGCGACUCCGACGACGCCACGGUCGUCGACCUGGACGACACGUUGAAGUCUGAAUUCCCUCAAACUUCCGUGACUCCCAGGGAGUUCACCCUCAAGUUCAACAGGAUUCUGGCGUACAUGGACGAACUGGCCGAGGUCGCCGCCGGCGUCGAAAUCGAGGGCUCCAAGGCCGAGUCCUCCGACUUCGAGACCCUGACGCCCGAGAAGAUAAACCGCCUGAAGGUCUACGCUUCUCUAAAUCGCAUUUUGUACCGGCACCUGCGAACUCCCACCAUUCACGAAGUGAUCACUGUUGCUACGAACAUGAAUAUGAAAGAGGCUGAAUCCUGCGGAUUCAGCUUCAACAUAGACGUCGAUUACGACGAUAACCCCUGGUCCGAGGUGAACCUGUUCAACUUCUUCAAGCACAGGGUCCCUCUGCACACCUACGGGCUCGUUUCGGGCGCCCUCAAGUUCACCUGUCCCAGCGUUUCCAGGCACAUUCACUCUCACCUGCUCAUGUCUGGCCCCAAGUGCGCCACCAGUGCUCUCACGUUCCACAGGAGGGCCACUGAGGCCUAUUUCAGGAACAACGCUGACGCCAAUGCUGAGAUUGUGGACGACGGCGAGUCCAUUGUCACUUUCAGCUUCUACCACAACGUCCGCGGGCACAAGUACAAGGAGUUCGACGUUCUCUCCUCUCAGACUCUCGCACACUUGACUGACUCCUUCCGCUGCUCCUCGCAGAUAAUUUCCGGAGACUUUGACCUCGGGGUUAAGGGAUCGUGCUAUUUCAUCAACGGGGUGCUGUAUCCUGACCUACGCGAUGGAGCUUGUGACUACUCUGAAAGUCUCCUGGAGUUUUACGCUGCCAGCAAGCCUGGCUUUCUCAGGUCCGAGGUGCCUCUUCGCCAGGACGCCGCCGUUGUAGGCAACCUGGAGCUCAGAUUGUACGAUUCUGGCUACUUUCUUCACCACGGCGACUGCGAGCACAGGCUUACAGUAACCAGUGUGCGCGUGUUCGACAGGACCAGGGACUGUCCCAUCGUCAGGUGCUAUCCUCUCUGCACGUUCACUCCUAACACGAACAAGCUGGACUGUCAGAUUUGCGGCACCAAUGAGGCCGCGAAGACUGUUUUCAACUCACUCCUUCUUCCCAACAAUCCGUCGCAUCUCUGCUCUGAUUGCUAUGGUCACGUUCGGAACAUCAAACUCGGCUCAGACGUUUAUUUUGACAACAAGCUGACUCCUUCCAUUGCGAUAGAGUAUAAUCAGGACUGA
Messenger RNA from Theileria orientalis strain Shintoku, 1434 nucleotides. RefSeq lists its product as uncharacterized. Gene Ontology annotation, biological process: snRNA transcription by RNA polymerase II; snRNA transcription by RNA polymerase III. Gene Ontology annotation, cellular component: snRNA-activating protein complex. NCBI's taxonomy places the organism in Eukaryota, Apicomplexa, Aconoidasida, Piroplasmida, Theileriidae. The record is from RefSeq and is a predicted model, not a curated record. Gene Ontology annotation, molecular function: RNA polymerase III type 3 promoter sequence-specific DNA binding; RNA polymerase II cis-regulatory region sequence-specific DNA binding; core promoter sequence-specific DNA binding. The transcript has 2 exons. The coding region runs from base 1 to 1434 and encodes 477 amino acids.